This is a messenger RNA of Oryctolagus cuniculus (rabbit), 1491 nucleotides long. It is a transcript of the gene HMBS, whose product is annotated as hydroxymethylbilane synthase. Lineage: Eukaryota; Metazoa; Chordata; Mammalia; Lagomorpha; Leporidae. Gene Ontology annotation, molecular function: hydroxymethylbilane synthase activity. The record is from RefSeq and is a predicted model, not a curated record. Gene Ontology annotation, cellular component: cytoplasm. Gene Ontology annotation, biological process: heme biosynthetic process.
GUGACGCCGGGCCCCGUGCAGGCCCGGAGUCUGAGGCCGCAGGACGGGCUCAGGGCCCACGUGCCCCGGGCUCCCGCCGGCCGGAGCCCACGGCCUCUCCGGACCCGGGUACCUUGGCGGCACCUCUGGCCUACUGCCUGAGCGGAGCCAUGUCCGGCACCGGCAACGGCAAUGACGAGGCUUCUGCAACGACGGAAGCGAGCAGCCCCAGGAUGAGAGUGAUUCGAGUGGGCACCCGGAAGAGCCAGCUGGCUCGCAUCCAGACGGACAGUGUGGUGGCAACGCUGAAAACCUUAUACCCUGGCCUGCGGUUUGAAAUCAUCGCUAUGUCCACCACGGGGGACAAGAUUCUUGAUACUGCACUUUCCAAGAUUGGGGAGAAGAGCCUGUUCACCAAGGAACUGGAACAUGCCCUGGAGAAGAACGAGGUGGACCUGGUGGUUCACUCCCUGAAGGACCUGCCCACUGUGCUUCCUCCUGGCUUCACCGUGGGAGCCAUCUGCAAGCGGGAGAACCCCUGCGAUGCUGUUGUCUUUCACCCAAAAUUUGUUGGGAAGACUCUAGCAACCUUGCCAGAGAGGAGUGUAGUGGGAACCAGCUCCCUGCGGAGAGCAGCCCAGCUGCAGAGGAAGUUUCCACACCUGGAGUUCAAGAGUAUCAGGGGAAACCUCAACACCCGGCUCCGGAAGCUGGAUGAGCAGCAGGAGUUCAGUGCUAUCAUCCUGGCUGUGGCUGGCCUACAGCGCAUGGGCUGGCACAACCGAGUAGGGCAGAUCUUGCACCCUGAGGAAUGCAUGUACGCUGUGGGCCAGGGGGCCCUGGGAGUGGAAGUUCGAGCUAAGGACCAGGACAUCUUGGAUCUGGUGGGUGUGCUGCACGAUCCCGAGACCCUGCUUCGCUGCAUUGCUGAAAGGGCCUUCCUGAAGCACCUGGAAGGCGGCUGCAGUGUGCCAGUGGCAGUACACACAGCCAUGAAGGAUGGGCAGCUGUACAUGACUGGAGGAGUCUGGAGUCUGGAUGGCUCCGACACAAUGCAAGAGACCAUGCAGGCCAGCAUCCAGGUCCCUGCCCAGCAUGAAGAUGGCCCGGAGGAUGACCCCCAGCUGGUAGGCAUUACUGCCCGGAACAUUCCACGAGGACCCCAGUUGGCCGCUGAGAACCUGGGCAUCAGCCUGGCCAAUCUGUUACUGAACAAAGGAGCCAAGAACAUUUUGGACGUUGCACGCCAGCUGAAUGACGCCCACUAAGCGGCCGUGGGCACAGGUGCCUGCCUGGGCUGCCGCUCCCCGGGGAGGACGUCGGCCGAGUGCCCUGUUCUCACUGGGAAGUGGUCACUCCAGGAGGAACUGCGGGGUCCCUGACCGCCGGGGACUCGCCUCACCUCGGGGCCUUGCCUCCUGCUGCGUGGGGGCCUCAUCUCUAGAGAACACAAUGCAAGCCACAGCCUUUGAAUGUAACCAGCCCCGGGAAUAAACCAGCUGAGGGCGGCUC